AUGGCUCGUGAUCCCAAGCAGAAGAAGACUCGUUCCGCUCUGGACGAUGUCAAGACCAUCGAGGCUUCCAUUCACCUUCACAAGCGUGGUGAGCAUUCGUUGUGGGGACUGCUGCGAUAGACGAUGAGGGCCUGUGGGGAGGUCAUGAAAGCCAAGGAUGGUGCGAGAAGCGGUGCUCGAGGUCUGUGCUGGAGGCCUCAUCUCUACUUCGGAAAGAGGCGUCUGCGUGUGGACGCUGUGCAAAGGGUGGAAAAAAGGCGCGCGGGGUCGAGUGGCCAGGCAAUCCCACCUGUCAUCUCACGGCUUGGAGCUAGCGGCGUUGGCAUCAUUCGUCGAGCAUCACUGCCAUACGUCGUCUGUCACGCGGGCGGUUUUGUUUGAUUGGGAAGCGACGCAGGACUGCAAACCCACAAGCAUUAGUGGCACCUUUACUGACCCCUUCUCACGCACCAACACCAUCUCUCUCUCAACAGUGCACGGCCUUGGCUUCAAGCACCGAUCUCCCAGAGCAGUCAAGGAGGUGCGAGCAUGGGUAACCAAGCUGAUGGGAACAAAGGAUGUGCGUCUCGACCCAAAGGCAAACCACGUCAUCUGGCAGUUGGGUAUCAAGGAUGUCCCUCGUAGACUUCGCUUCCGUCUCGAACGUGAGUACCCACAGCCGCCGUCUGGAGGGAUUGAGAGAGCAAGAAAGGUGUCAAGGGGCUGCAUUGGCUGGCAUGUGAGGCGAUGGGGAUCAGAGGAAGCAAGGAGUUUCGCGCGUGGGAGACAUCCGGAUGCCGACGUGCCAACUGGCCACGGGAGGUGUAUACGUUACCGGCCCUGGUAAAUCGCUCGAGAAGACCUCCGAUGCCUUCUGCCAUGGCGAAGGCGUCGAGAGCAAUGUCUCUGCGCUAUCAAUGUAGUUCAUUGUCACGAGGUUGGGAUUGGAGAGCUAACAUAGCUCUCUGCAACGCUCGCCUCGGGACUUACAGGCAAGCGUAACGACGAUGACCAAGCCAAGGAGCGCCUGUAUACUCUCGUCACUCCCGUACUCGGCAUCACCAACUUCCACGGCCUCCAAACCACCGUCAUCGACCAGGAGUAG
Ceraceosorus bombacis is the source of this 1084-nucleotide messenger RNA. Lineage: Eukaryota; Fungi; Basidiomycota; Exobasidiomycetes; Ceraceosorales; Ceraceosoraceae. The record is from the annotation of a GenBank genome assembly.